Messenger RNA from Heterostelium album PN500, 1743 nucleotides. RefSeq names its product C2 domain-containing protein. Gene Ontology annotation, molecular function: zinc ion binding. The coding region runs from base 1 to 1743 and encodes 580 amino acids. NCBI's taxonomy places the organism in Eukaryota, Evosea, Eumycetozoa, Acytosteliales, Acytosteliaceae. The transcript has 5 exons. Gene Ontology annotation, cellular component: nucleus. The record is from RefSeq and is a predicted model, not a curated record.
AUGAAACCACUUUCUGUAAAUAUUUUAGUUGUCGAGGCAAAAGGUUUAAAGAAAAAAGAGAUUGGAAAAUAUGAUCCAUUUGUAGAGUUGAGAUAUCUAAAUAAAUCACAACAUACUAAAGUUAUAAAGAAUAAUCCAUCACCAAGUUGGAAUGAAUCUUUUGACUAUCAAUUGGAUGCGAUGAAACCAGUAAUGAAUUUAUUGGUUUGGGAUAAAGAGAUAUUCUUUCUUAGUAAUAAUCUGAUUGGUGCAGUUGUGUUGGAUUGGACUACAGUUUCAGUGGAAUUGGAGCGUGGUAGAAUAGUUGAUAAGUGGUAUCCAGUUGAGAGAACUGGUAAACCAGAACCAAUAAGAGGAUGGUUACAUUUAAUUUUGAAGGGACAUCCUACCACCUCUACUUCUUCCUCCUCUUCCUCCACAUCGACUUCAUUAACACCAUCACCUUCAUCCAAACUAAAUGAUUCACUUGGUUCAUCAAUCUCCUCUUCCUCCUCCUCUUCCUCGUCAUCAUCAUCAUCAGUUAUAAAUGGAUGGUGUCUAUUAGGUAGAAAUAAAGAAGUGAAUAUAUCGAUAUCAAACAAACCUAUUGCUAUAGAUUCUAGUAUGAGUAGUAGCAGUAAUAGUAGUAGUAGUCGGAUGGAUAGUUGUAUCAGCGAGAUAUCUAUUGAUUCGGGUUGUUCCAGUACUGGUUUAAAAAGUCAUGUAAAGGAUUCCAGUGAGGUAUUGGAUGAAGAGAUGCUAUCAAGAUGUCUUCAGUGUAGCCGAAAGGAGAAGCCAGACAAUCUCUUUCUCAUGGAAGAGUGUCUUCACAAUUUCUGUCGCGAUUGUUUAAAGUCUGAUUUACAGAAACAGUUGGAAACCGAUCCAACUAAUUUACAUUGUCUGCAUAAUUCUUGUUUUUAUAAAAUUCAACCUUCAUUAUUAAAAGAAAUUUUAGAUAAAGUAGAGUUUGAAAAAUAUUUAAAUAUUACAUUGGAAUCAUUUGUUCAAUCAUCUUCAAACUUUUUCAAGUGUCCAAAUUGUUUGGUUGCCUAUGAGAAAUUGGAAUCAAAGAAAGAUCAAAAGAGUAAUAAAAAGUUGCAUUUAUUGUCCCCGAGUGGAGUAAAGAUGACCGAAGAAGCUGCAAGACAUAGAGAUGAAAAUAGAUUUAGAUGUGGAAACUGUAGCUCAGAGUUUUGUUCGUGUUGUCAAUCGAUGCCCUACCACUAUAGCUUCAAUUGCGAUGAGUACAAAUGUUAUUUGGAGUCGAGAAAGUGUAGAUUCUGUCUGCAUAAAUCAAAGGAGAUCAUCGAUGAUAAAUACUCGAAAUGGUACAAGAACCCCGAUGCUUUUGCAAUGGAUCACUAUAGCUAUUAUCUUUGUUUCAAGUGCAAGAUUCCCUAUUUCGCAGGACAGGUGCGAUGUGAUCAGGGUAACGAGAACGAUGAGUUCAACUCUCAAGAUUUGAUAUGUCCAUCCUGUAGAGGUGAAUGCUAUCAAAAGUGUAAUAUACACGGUUGGGAUUUCAUGGAGUUCAAAUGUCAUUUCUGUUGUUCUAUAGCAUCAUUCUUUUGUUGGGGAAAGAUUCAUUUCUGUGACACCUGUCAUACUAAACAACAGAAAGGUGACUACCUUACAAAGAAGCCGAAAUCAAUGAUACCUAUGUGUCCUGGCAUUGAAUCAUGUCCACUUAAAAUUGCACAUCCACAUUGCGAAGAAUUUAGUUUAGGUUGUUCUAUUUGUAAAAUGAUUAAAGAGUUUUAA